AUGGCGAGAGGAUUCCCACCAACCUUCCUUCUCAAUUGUGCGCUCUACGAAAACGCAGGCCACUCUCGGAUAUUCUCUCGUACCCCUUUUUCCAGGACCCGAGCCCAAGCCCCAAGGAGCAGUCCUCUUUCAUUGCCGUGUAAGGCCAGUACAAUGGCGCGCUCGUCUUCCCGCCAGCCGGUCUCUUCAGCGUACGUUGCGCCCUGUUGCGCCCAGGCUGCCAUGCGGGUCUCAAAGUAUCUCGACACCUAUAAAGCUCGGUUUCAGCCCGCCUUCCUGUCUUCUUGCGACCGUUCCUUGGUCAGUUGCGCUCCUUACUCCCCCCAUCAGCUUCUCGUUCGACGUUUUGUGGAAUCCUCUCCGCAAAAAUUUUCAAACCCGCUUGGUCGUGGGGACGUCCGGUUGAUGGUCUCAAAUCCAGAUCUGGUAGUGGCAUAUGCAGCCUCCCGUCCUCCUAUGGAGUCACCUGCACUAAUGGCGUCGCCAAAUAUGUCACUUCAGGCCAGACGAUCUCUGGACAAAUUAAUUCUGCAGGGGUCAUUCGCGUUUCACUCAAAUAUGCUACUGCACAACGCUUCCAGCCUCCCCAGUUGGCUGCCACCAUCCCCUCGUGUGUAUUUUAUUCUCCUCAAGCCUGGUGUCGACCCAUCCCUAUACUCUGAAGAUUGUCUAUACUUGGUGGCAUAUAUUCCCCCUGAAGUUAACCCUCUUCCCUCCCCGGGCAAUGCUGCUCCGGUUCUCGUCUGGUUCCAUGGUGGCUCCUAUAGGGAAGGCUCAGCCUCUGACCCCGCCAUUGAAGGUUCAAAUCUCGCCAAAGCUACUGGUUCUAUCGUCGUCGUCGUUCAGUAUCGUCUUGGAAUACUUGGUUAUCUCCCUCCUUCCGCUUAUAGCAACAACAAGAACCUUGGAGUCCAGGAUGCUAUUACCGCCCUCCAGUAUAUCCGAAAUACUGUUGGAUAUGUAGGAGGCGACAAGAACAAGAUCACGUUGGCUGGACAGAGCUCUGGAGGUAACAUGAUCCGCAACUUGUUGGGUGCUCCCUCCGCAUCGAGUCUCUUUUCCAGGGCCAUCUUGCAAUCAGACCCCAUGGACUAUGGGUUCUUGAGCGUCACCACCUUCAACACCUUACAAUCGGCCUAUUAUUCCACUGUCAACUGUGGUAACUGCCUUACCACACCUGUCGCGACCCUCCUUGAUGCACAGGUUCCUUUCAUCUCGGAUGCACCAAGCAUCGAUCCGGCGACUGGCGCAGGUGAACCCCUUCGCCCAGUCCUCGACGGCACCCUGAUCACCUAUUCCCUCACGACCUCCUUCCCACCCGCCUGGUCCAAGAACUUGCUAUUGACCACAACAUCUCAUGAAGCUGGUCAACCCAUCUAUCAAUCUAUCGGCUGGGCCCUCCCCUCCGCAGCAUUCGACCUCGUCGCGCCCAUCCUUUACGGCACCCCCCGUGACGCCGCUGUCAAAUCCCAAUACGGCAUAGCCGACUUGGAAGUGGCAGAUAUUCGCCCGCAAUUAGCGACCAUUGGCACUGAUGGUGUCUGGCGUUGUCCUAACUACCAAUUCGCUCGCACCUGGGCCAACAAUGGGGGCAACAUUUGGGUCGGAGAGUUCACCAAGGGGGCCACGUAUCCUGACAACACUGGUCUCAGCUACUGUACGGCUGAUGGGCACGUGUGCCACGAAGAUGACAUCCAAAUCGUCUUUGGCACCGUACCUUCGCCUACUGCCGCUCAAACUGCAUUGAUCAACCAAGUCCAAGCACGUUGGGGUGCUUUCAUCAAGACCGGAAAUCCAAACACUUCUGGAUACGCCAACUGGACCCAAGUCCCCCGCGGUGGCUCCGUCCCAGUUAUGAACUUGGGCGGAACGUCGUCUAUCCCGUUGGGUGGAUGUGAUCCGGCGAUCUGGGGAGGUGCGAUCAA
Messenger RNA from Acaulospora colombiana, 1925 nucleotides. The record is from the annotation of a GenBank genome assembly. NCBI's taxonomy places the organism in Eukaryota, Fungi, Glomeromycota, Glomeromycetes, Diversisporales, Acaulosporaceae.